AUGCCUAGCCUUGCUUCGGAUAUUAUAUUCGAUGACAUCCUCAUGGUAGAUGUGAGUAACCCGAUUUUUAUCGACCAACAAUAUUGCCCGCGACCUCCUUGCAACCUAAAGGCACAAUCCAAAGUUCGAAUAAAGAAUGUAACAUUUAGAAAAGUGCGUGGCACAUCAAGUUCUAAGGUUGCAGUUAAGAUCCAAUGUAGCAAACAUGUGCCAUGUCAAGGUAUUAACCUCGUGAACAUUAACUUGGCGUAUCGUGGUCCAGAGGGACGGGUGGAGUCAUCGUGCUUCAACGUUCAAGGAAAGUCGUAUGGCCUGCAACUUCCAUCGGGUUGUCUAUAG
Molecule: messenger RNA, 339 nt
Organism: Helianthus annuus (common sunflower)
Lineage: Eukaryota; Viridiplantae; Streptophyta; Magnoliopsida; Asterales; Asteraceae
Product: exopolygalacturonase-like
Exons: 2
Coding region: 1-339 (112 amino acids)
Biological process (GO): carbohydrate metabolic process
Molecular function (GO): polygalacturonase activity
Source: RefSeq, a predicted model, not a curated record